Molecule: messenger RNA, 4646 nt
Organism: Monosiga brevicollis MX1
Lineage: Eukaryota; Choanoflagellata; Craspedida; Salpingoecidae
Exons: 18
Coding region: 1-4608 (1535 amino acids)
Biological process (GO): nucleosome assembly
Cellular component (GO): CAF-1 complex; nucleus
Source: RefSeq, a predicted model, not a curated record
AUGAGCACGACGGCACGGGUCAAGGAAAAGCUGGCCGCGGCCGGUGAAACAGGAGUCUUUGACCUUUCAGAUGCCAAGCUUCACGCCUUUCCGAAUCUAAGCAACCUUGAUCUUGAUGAACUUAUCCACUAUGAAGUCUUGGAAAUCAAUUUGAGCAACAACAAACUGGUUCGCUUGCCGGACCUGUCCGACUUUGAAGAGUUGGAGGCUCUGGACUGUUCCCGCAAUGCUCUCACUGAUAUCGAGAAAGUAGCGCGCAUCACCUCCAUCCUCACUCGCAUCAACUUCAGCCCCCCACCAGCCUCUAGUACAGGUGAUGCUCAAGAGGCUGAACAGGCUCUCGAAAUGCUUGAGAAUGGCGCCAAAGCGGCCGAGUUUCGCGCAGCCGAAUUGCGCGCUGUCCAAGAGCAGGAACGAGCGGAACAAUUGCGACAGCAGGUCGAGGCCGAGCGACGCGAGCUCGAGGCGCGACGCCUUGCUCAGAGCGAACUGGCUCAGGCACAACAAGCCGACAUUGCUGAGCAAAUGCGACGCUUUGAGGAACAGCGAAAAGAACUUCAAGCUGAGCGUGCGCGUCAGCAAAAGGAGGCAGCUGCACAGGCCGAAGCCAUCGAGCAGCAGCGACGGCAGCUUGAGCGAGAGCAAGAACGCCUGCGCCAAGUGGAAGCAGAGACGGCACGCCGACGCACAGAAGCCGAGAAGGCGCAGCAGGCGGCCUCUACCGCCCGACAACAGGCCGAAGCAGAGGCUGAGCGCCAACGUCAAGUGGCCCACCGUGAGGCACAGGAGCAAGCAGCCCGAGCUCAAGCCGCCCAAGAAGCCCAGGCGCAGCGUGAACGAGCCGAGCGUGAACGAGCCGAGCGUGAACGAGCCGAGCGUGAACGAGCUGAGCGUGAACGAGCUGAGCGUGAACGAGCUGAGCGUGAACGAGCCGAGCGUGAACGGGCUGAGCAGCUUGCGCAACAAAAGGCGGCCCGGGAGCAAGCAGUUCAAGAACAACAACAACAACAACAACAGACCGAUCGUGCGCGCCGUGCACUCGCAGAGCAGAGCACAGGCGCGUCUCGAGACAAAUCCCGUCAGCGUGGCACGCCAAGCAAUAUUCGAGUCGAGAAUACCACGAGCCGCACGUUGCCUGUACCCCGUACUGGCACAGGCGGGACAGCUCGUACCGCAGCAGGAGGAACAACAGCUGAUGCGCGAUCCAACCAAGCACGUUACACUCCCAGUAUAACAGCAUAUCCAAGCCUUGUGCAGGGUGCAACAGGUAGCAAGGAGCUGCCGGUUCCGCGUCGUAAAAAUAGCAGUCAGCCGUCGGUCGCGGCGGCGUCUGCUAUCGGUAAUGCCACAGCACCAACCUCGACACGACCCGUACAGGAAAUGGCCGCCUCGCCUGCUCGAAGUGGCGUACAACCGCUGUCACGUAAUAUUGCUGCUACUCCCAAGUCUGCGCCUACGACCACGCCGCAGCGCAAAGAGCCCUUUACACCUAGUGGUCCUUCAUAUACGACUGUAUCGAGUCGUGAGCUGGACAUGCUGCGAGCUCGACGCCGAGCACGACUUGUCAAGUUGCAUGAGCAAGACAUGAAGGAAAUGCGCAACAGUCCCGAGGCCCUCAACACGGUGGCCUUUGAUUUGAUGGAGGUCAUGCACGAGGAGGAUAACACAAUUCAAGUUGGUGGCCAGGGCAUCAAAAGCUUUUUGCUACGAAAUCGUGUGGAGCGAGCUGGCAAAAACACUUUGCGGCGACUGGCGCGAUUAGCCCUCCAAGAGGCUCUCUUGUACCAUUUUGCGGUCGAGCUCAUUAACCUGAAACGGCCGGAUAGCGUCCCAAAGGUGUACAUGAAUGAGAACGAUGCUCUCAGUGGGGCGAAUCUGAAGCUACGCAAGAAUGUUGACGGCUUCCUCGAGGCCUGCCGGCGUCUUCAGCUGAACACGGUGUCUGACGUGAGCUCUUUGGAUAUCCUGCAGGAGAAAAACACGGACCGCGUCAUCUCGCUCGGAGCCAAGAUGGCGACGCACCCGGUGCGCAAUCUGCGGGCGGAGCUCGAUGGAGGUGGCUUGCACGCGCACGCAAGCACUGACACACGUGGCGGGAUGCCGCGAGCUCGCGUCUCACUCACUUUGGGGCGGCACAUGUUUGUAGAUGAUGAUCUUGAGCGGCUGCAAGCAGAGUUUCAGCAGCAGCAAGUUCAACCGGCUGCUGCUGUGCUGCGGGCACCGCCUCAGGUCGGUGGCGCGCUGACAGCACGUCAACACGCGCCGCCGCAAGCCUCAGCCCAGACGGCGCCGCGCCAGCUGCACAAGAACAAGCAACAUGUCAAAGAGACUCAACCUGAGGCAACCUCCAGUCUACAGGACCACCAUUCUGAAGCACCCAUUCACGCCAUGCCGCUGGGAGGAUCCAUUCUGACCGAUGUCAUGGAGCGCCAGUCACUUCGCCAGCCUUCUGGCCCCCGACCAGCUGACAGUAGCUCACCGCAGGCCGCUCUUCAACUCAAGCCCGGCUUUGGAAAAGACGGCACCACUCCCAAAGGUCGAAAAAGCCUUUUUGCUCGUGCCUUUGAUGGAAGCCACCCACAAUGGCAACCGCGUACGCAUGCGCCUGCACCACGCACUGGCGUGCGCUUCGAGUCUCAGCCCACAUCGAAAAGCGAUCGCCCAGACUUACCUGUCGCCAGCAUGGCGUCAAAGGAUCCGGCCCAAAUGUCCGCAGCUGAACGUGAAGAGGCCAUGCAGGAAGUGCAACGCCUUUUGACCCCAGAAAACAUUGCUUUCCUAAAACAGCGGGCACAGCAGCGAGCGUCCAAGUCCGACUCUGCAAAGCCUGCGGUCUCGAGCCUACACACGCAAGCAAGGCCCGUCAGGCCUCCACUCAAAGAUUCGUCAACCAAAAAAAUGCACCAAGUGCCCCCGUCCCCUGACCCUAGCAGCAUGAGUGCACACCAGCUCGAACGUGUCUUUGCCGGCGAGGAGACCGUUCCCCCUACAACGGCUUUGGAGGCAGACAAAAUGGCUUGGCUCCAGGGCGAUUUACCAGCUGCUGAUGCGGCAGUCAGCGACGCUUCCAUCACGAUGCGCCAGCGCCAGGCAGUUCGCGUUCUCAGGCGGCUUUGCGCCGCUUCACGCCGCCAUGCCGAACACGUUGUCCAACUGGACGUCCUGCACCUGAUCAAAGGCUAUGCUGCCAUUCGCCCGAACAAAACAGCCGAGUCCAGCGAUAGUGACUACAUGUUUGCUACCGAAAGCCUUCUGCUCGUGGCUGACUUUGCACGGACCUUGCUGCACCACCCAGAGCUACAAGCUUGGGUCAAGAUGCCGACUGUAACGACAUUUAUUCAACAGUUUGUCGGUGAUUUUGCCGAACAUGGGCCGUCGGCCGUUUUUCAGCUUCAGCCCGUGGACGAAUUGCUAGCUCUAUGGACCCGGUUGCAAGUCACGACGACAUCAAUGGCGCAGAGUGAUGAUCUGCUUGACGUGAUUUUGCGCUUGGUAACCGUUGUCAGCUCAACAUCAGCGCCAAUGGUGCGCAAUGUGUUGAAUGAGACGCAACAACACAUUACCACGCCAGGGGCGAGAAAGGUGUUGCAGUUUUUGCACGAUAAACUUUUGGUUGCUGAUGAUAACAUGAACACUCGUCUGAUUGACUAUCAGUUGACUGCCACCUCGGAGUCCAGCCUGGUUUUGCCACUGGCCCCUGAGUGGUUUUUUGCCGCCUUGCGCUCCGUCCAGACAGCGCUUGAUGCUGUUCAAGAUUCUCUCUCUUCUAGUGCAGCGGAGGAGGUAGCGCUGGAUACAAGUGCCAUUUUGGAAUUCUAUGCACAUAUCUUUGAUGUGCAGAGCGCCCUGGUCAAGGGCAUUGGCAUUGAUCUUUGGUAUUCAGAGCUACUUCGUGCCUACACCUUGUGUGACCCUAUUCCAUCAUUUGGUUCCGUGCAAAAGCCGAUGAGUCGCCUAUUAAAUUUUGUUGCGCUACAUUGUCGAGAAGUUGGCGCAACAGUGGCAACGGCGACUGAACUCGACUUGCAGUACGUCCAACUAGCAAGCAGUGCACAUGAUCGAGUUUUAGAAGACAUCCUUUUCUCCGGAUCUUCAGACACGAUUCAUCAGCAAUUUUUGUUGCUGCCACUUGCCCACCCGUGGCCAAGUGACUUUCGCAAGUCCUUGUUGUGUCAUGACUCGAUUGCUCAAGUUUUACAGACCACGGGUUCAGAUUUGAUGCCUAUUUUGCACAACUUUCAGAUGCCCCUCGAAAAAGACCGCAGCAUCGUGGAUCUCAUGUUGCGUCAACUUUUCAAUGUCCAGCCUGCUCAAUCUCUUCUCUACUGGCUCUGCUUGCAUCAUGUGGCUGCCUUCUUGUUUCGUGACUUUGGGUUUGGUAUGGACGAUCUUACGGCCAGUCUAAACGACGAUCCACACGCACAAGACCAUCGCCACCACGCCCUCAAGCGUGUAGAAUCUCUAGAGCCAGCUGUUCGGCGCGACUUGCUUUGUUAUGCCCCAUCCACGCCGAUCAAAAGCUUGGACGAGGUUUGGUCGAAUGAAGAAAGUGUCGUGCCUGCAACGCGACGAGAACUCCUCGUCCAAGCUCUAGAAAUGGCAUCUUGACUGCUGAAGAUAAUCCAAUUCUCGUUGAGCAUGAGGAU